This is a messenger RNA of Dryobates pubescens (Downy woodpecker), 1956 nucleotides long. RefSeq names its product LSM4 homolog, U6 small nuclear RNA and mRNA degradation associated (gene LSM4). Lineage: Eukaryota; Metazoa; Chordata; Aves; Piciformes; Picidae. The record is from RefSeq and is a predicted model, not a curated record. Bases 161 to 577 code for a protein of 138 amino acids. Gene Ontology annotation, molecular function: U6 snRNA binding. Gene Ontology annotation, cellular component: U6 snRNP; P-body; spliceosomal tri-snRNP complex. Gene Ontology annotation, biological process: P-body assembly; nuclear-transcribed mRNA catabolic process; mRNA splicing, via spliceosome. The transcript is spliced from 5 exons.
CGGCCGGGGCCGCGGCGCUCGCUUUACGGCAGAACUCCCAGUAGCUACGCUCUGAUUGGCUCCGCCGGGGUCGCGCCGCGCUCUGAUUGGUUCCGCUCAGGGCCGGGGGCGGUUUGAGCGGCAGCGCCCGGCGCGGCGGCGGCUCCCCAGCUCAGGCAUCAUGCUGCCCUUGUCCUUAUUGAAGACGGCGCAAAACCACCCUAUGUUGGUGGAGCUGAAGAACGGGGAGACAUAUAACGGGCACCUGGUGAGCUGUGACAAUUGGAUGAACAUCAACCUGCGGGAGGUCAUCUGCACAUCCCGGGAUGGAGACAAGUUCUGGAGGAUGCCAGAGUGCUACAUCCGUGGCAGCACCAUCAAGUACCUGCGGAUCCCUGACGAAAUUAUUGACAUGGUGAAGGAGGAGGUGGUGUCCAAGGGCAGAGGCCGCGGUGGGAUGCAGCAGCAGAAGCAACAGAAGGGCCGUGGUGUUGGAGGCGCUGGGCGAGGUGUGUUUGGUGGCCGUGGCCGAGGGAUUCCAGGCAGUGGAAGAGGCCAGCAGGAGAAGAAGCCUGGCAGACAAUCAGCAAAGCAGUGAGAGGCUGGCAGCAGCCUGCCCGGGGCACUGCGCCGCCAGGCCGCUGGGUUUGGGUCACCUCAGGGUUGCCAUGUGUUGAAAAGUCUUCCCUCCCUGCUCCUCCAUGAGUGCCCCAGUCAGGUAGUUUGGAAGCCCCUUUGCAAUUGGAUCUGGUGCAGUGAGCUUCAUUCACUGCUCCUAGGCAGCAAAUCAUUGGAAAUACUGUAAAAAAUCAUUGGUGGGGAAGGACCUGAGCUCUGCCUCCCCAGCUGGGGGAGGCACUGGUUUAAUUUUUCAGGGCCACCAGGUUUGAUUUGGGUUGUUCUGCAGAGUGGCCCGAGAAGGAGGCCAACACUCUGGAUUGUUUGUGUUGUUUUGGUUUUUAAUGCUUGGAACAGGCAAACUCAUUGCAUUUUAACAGGUGUCAGCUUGGAUUUGCAAACCCCUGACCUCCAGGACUUUGUCUCUUUCUGGUCUUAAAGGUUUAGGAGCUCUUUAAAAACAACAGAACUUUUAAGCUGUUGCUUCUCUUUCUGGCCAGUUGCUUCUGACCCUCUCCUGUGGCUAAGGGGAGAGCUUGGGAUGAACUCUGCAUUGGCCUUCAAGGCUUGUGUCCAGGAGGGGUCUGUGACAAAUGAGGGGUUCCCAGUUAGUGAUUACUAAUUUGACUUCAGAUUAGAAGUUUCCUUGAAAGGAAAACCUUUUCUGUGCUCUCUUGCAGGAGGCUUUUCCUGCUUUGUUUUGUUUUACCUGCAAAGCAACCAAGCUGUUGAUUGAUUUCUCUCCCUGCUUUGAAAACUCUCUCUCAUGCCUGUGACACCAAGUCCUGAACCCCAACAGUCUUUCUCCUUCUCAUUUCUUCUGGUACUUAGUGAGUGACCUCACUGGUUGUGUUGCUUCCAUUUCUGGUCACCGAUGAUCUUCCCUUGGGGACACAGAGCAGCUCCUGUGAAUUCCCAGGCUGGGCUGCUCCAGUCUUCCAUCCCCCAGGGUGCAGGGUCCCAUGAGCAAAAUGCACCCACGAAAGACCCUGGCUGACCAAACUGAAUGUCUGCAUGGGGGCACAGGGCGGGAGAGAGGCUCUGGCUGUGCCUCAGCCCUGAGUGGAUGAGAUAGUUUAAUUUUAGGGGAACAGCUGAUAGUGUGGCUGCUUGUGAGCAGGGGCUUGGGGGUUGUCUCGGUUUCUCUGCUGCUCUGCCAUCACCCCUGGAUUCAGGCAAGUCAAGGACUUAUUUUUUUAAUGUUUAUAGAACUUGUGUGCAGUGGUGAGUGGGAAUAAAUCACCAACCUCUGCCCCACGCCUGCCUCUGUCUGUGACAGCCCUGAGCCCUGUCCCUGUCUGCUCCCACAGCCACAGGCUCCCCCUGAGCCCACGCCCGAGCCCUGCUCUAAGUCACAAA